Prunus mume (Japanese apricot) is the source of this 375-nucleotide messenger RNA. RefSeq names its product major strawberry allergen Fra a 1.07-like. Gene Ontology annotation, biological process: defense response; abscisic acid-activated signaling pathway. The record is from RefSeq and is a predicted model, not a curated record. Gene Ontology annotation, molecular function: signaling receptor activity; abscisic acid binding; protein phosphatase inhibitor activity. Gene Ontology annotation, cellular component: cytoplasm; nucleus. Lineage: Eukaryota; Viridiplantae; Streptophyta; Magnoliopsida; Rosales; Rosaceae.
AUGAUCAAGUCCCUACAAAUAAAGAAAGGAGAUGGAGGUGUUGGAACCAUCAAGAAGACUAGCUUCGGUGAAGGAAGUGAAUACAGCUACGUGAAGCACCAGGUAGACGAGCUUGACAAAGAUAACUUUGUGUACAACUACAGUUUGAUUGAAGGCGAAGAUGCUCUUACAGACAAAAUUGAGAAAAUCUCUUACGAGAUUAAGUUGGUGGCAUCUGCAGAUGGAGGUUCAGUCAUAAAGAACACCAGCAGCUACCACACCAAAGGUGAAGUUGAGAUCAAGGAAGAGCAUGUUAAGGCCGGCACAGAGAAGGCCUAUGCUUUGUUCAAGAUUAUUGAGACCUAUCUUGUGGCCAACCCUGAUGCCUACAACUAA